Plectropomus leopardus (leopard coralgrouper) is the source of this 1224-nucleotide messenger RNA. Its product is annotated as tissue factor-like. Gene Ontology annotation, molecular function: cytokine receptor activity; protein binding. NCBI's taxonomy places the organism in Eukaryota, Metazoa, Chordata, Actinopteri, Perciformes, Serranidae. Gene Ontology annotation, cellular component: plasma membrane. Gene Ontology annotation, biological process: cytokine-mediated signaling pathway; blood coagulation. The record is from RefSeq and is a predicted model, not a curated record.
ACAGUUACGGAGCAGAAACCAGUGAGCAGCUUAGACCCAGAGGGACAGCUACUACUCCUCAGCUCAUAAAACUUUAACAACAUCGAGGACUGAAGAAGAAAGGAUUUUUAGUUGUGUUAACAUGGCAUCUGUGAAAACUGUGCUUUAUCUGGGAGUCUGUCUAUUUGCUGCGAUCAUCACUACUGCAGACAGCGACCUUCUGCCUAAAGCACAAAACGUACGCUGGGUAUCUCUGGACUUUAAAACCAUCCUCCACUGGACUGUCGAACCAUCGAAGUACAAAUACACUGUCCUGUACUCGAGGAAUGGCAGUGACUGGAUGGAGAUACUGGAAUGCACUCGAUUGUCGCAGUCAGAGUGUGAUUUGUCCAUCCACCUCACACCCUACAACAAGUUCUUCACUGCAGACAUCAAAACCGAGCCUGAGAGUUUGGACUACGACUACGACCUGGAGGAGUUCCCUCACACUGAGUCCCCACCCUUCAACCCUUAUAAAGACAGUAACAUCAGUGCGGUGAACUUCACUGUGGAGGCUGCGGAUGAGAGCAGAGCCAUUGUGAACAUCAUCGAUCCCCUGACCAGCAUUCAUCAGGGCAAAAAGCAGCUCAGCAUCAGAGACAUCUUUAAAAAAGACCUCAAAUAUAAGAUCAUCUACUACAAGGCUGGAAGCACAGGCAAGAGAGAAGUCAUAUCUGACACCAGUACAACAGAGGUGACGAAGCUGGACGCAGGACAGAGUUACUGCUUCAUGGUGGCCGCUUUCAUCCCGAACAGACGCAAAGCUACCCAGCAGGGAGCCUGGAGCAUCCAGCAGUGCACACCUGGAGAAAUUAAUAUCCUGCAAGAUUUGAGUCUGGGAGCGUGGGUCGGUAUAGUCUUCAUUCUGCUCACAGUUCUCAUCAUCAUCAUCACAGUGACGGUCCUCUGCUGCAAAUGCUGCCGACAGAAGAACCCAUCUCAGCAAUCGGCAACUAUUUAAUGUGCUUGUGUGUGUGUGUGUGUGUGUAGGUGUCUGUGUAUCACAGGGAGCUGGUCUCCCAUCAGUUUUCUAUCUCCUUUCUGUUUUUAGGAAAACACUAUUUGACAUUGCUCUGCUGUGCAUUUACAGUGUAUUGUAGUUUGCACUUUUUUUAUUUCAUAUUUACAUAUUUACAUGAAUGUGAGCAUGUGCAGCUUUCUCUGACUAUGCAGUAAGAAAUCUUUUUUCAAUUUUAUACUAUGAUA